UCCCCAAUGUGAUUUUUCCAAGCCUUUCAUAUAUAUAUCAGUCUUGCCCUUUCUUUCUCUGUACAUAAAUUUUCUCUUCUUUCUUUCUUUCUUUCUUUCUUUCUUUCUCCAUCUGUGUAUAAACACCUCCACACGCAAUUCUAUCUUUUGCUUCAUUAAGAUAACACAGAGACAAAGAUACUCCUCCAUAUUGUUUUGUCUCUUCUUCUACUAGUAUUUGUUUCUAUUGCUUUAAUCGUUCUUUGAAGUGAAUCUUAUUUUUAUCGUCCUCGUCGUCGUAAUGGGGAGGGGUAGGGUUCAGCUGAAGAGAAUAGAGAACAAGAUCAAUAGACAAGUGACGUUUUCGAAGCGAAGGUCUGGGUUAUUGAAGAAGGCCCAUGAGAUCUCCGUACUUUGCGAUGCUGAAGUCGCGUUGAUCGUCUUUUCCACCAAAGGCAAACUCUUCGAAUACUCUACUGAUUCUUGCAUGGAAAGGAUCCUUGAAAGGUAUGAGAGGUAUUCCUACUCUGAGAGGCAGCUUCAGCCAAAUGACAUAAGCAAUCCGGGAAGCUGGACUAUUGAACAUGCAAAGCUGAAAGCAAGGGUGGAGAUUUUACAAAGAAAUCAAAGCCAUUUCAUGGGACAAGAGCUGGACACUUUAAGUCUCAAAGAGCUUCAAAGUUUGGAGCACCAGCUUGAUUCUGCUCUUAAGCACAUACGCUCAAGAAAGAAUCAACUCAUGUUUGAAUCCAUUUCGGAUCUUCAGAAAAAGGACAAGUUACUCCAGGAACAAAAUAACUUGCUCUCAAAGAAGGUGAAGGAGAAAGAGAAGAAUUUGGCCGAACAGGCGCAGUGGGAGCAGCAAAAUGAUGGCCUGAGCUCACCCUCCGAACUUCUAAUGCAGCCGUUUAACAACAGCGGCUCAUACCCAGUGGGAGGGGCCAAUGGAGGAGAAGAUGAUGACAUUCCAACAUAUCGAGUGAAUGCAGUGCUGCCCUCAUGGAUGCUUCCUCCUAAAUGAAUGAAGAAAAUAAUAAGCAGAUAAGUGUUAACUGUGCUUAGUAUGUAUGGAAGCUUUUUGAAAUAGAUAUAUGGAUAUGGAAAUGGAUGAUGACUGUUAUAAUUAAUGGUGAUGUAAGGAGGGUCGAUAUCGGGUCUGUCUGUCAUUGUUGACUACUGUGUCUCUACCAAAAGUUACAGCAGUUUGACACCUGCCAGGUUAUGGAUGAAGGUAAUAUUUUAUAUAUUCUGGACAGAGUCAGAUGCAAAACUCAAUACAAAAUAAAUAUAUUAACCUCUGUACUUGCUAUUUUGUAAUAAUUUUGUCAAUAAUUAGCUA
Pistacia vera is the source of this 1318-nucleotide messenger RNA. RefSeq names its product truncated transcription factor CAULIFLOWER A-like. Gene Ontology annotation, molecular function: DNA-binding transcription factor activity, RNA polymerase II-specific; RNA polymerase II cis-regulatory region sequence-specific DNA binding; protein dimerization activity. Gene Ontology annotation, biological process: positive regulation of transcription by RNA polymerase II. The coding region runs from base 281 to 1000 and encodes 239 amino acids. The transcript is spliced from 8 exons. Gene Ontology annotation, cellular component: nucleus. The record is from RefSeq and is a predicted model, not a curated record. NCBI's taxonomy places the organism in Eukaryota, Viridiplantae, Streptophyta, Magnoliopsida, Sapindales, Anacardiaceae.